Molecule: messenger RNA, 1064 nt
Organism: Sesamum indicum (sesame)
Lineage: Eukaryota; Viridiplantae; Streptophyta; Magnoliopsida; Lamiales; Pedaliaceae
Source: RefSeq, a predicted model, not a curated record
UAGACAGCCGAACCCCAUCCUCCUCCCACUCUACAUUCCCAACCCUCCCCCUACCACUCAAAACCAAAACUCCUCCAUCGCCUCCGCCACCAUGGUUGAGAAAGUUUGCAGCCACCACAAGAGCAAGAAAAAGAAGAUCCUCCGCCGGUGCUGCGCCGGCCUCAUCAUCUUCAACUUCAUCCUCCUACUCCUCAUCCUCAUAAUCUGGGCUGUCCUCCAGCCCAAAAAGCCCCGCUUCACGCUCCAAGACGCCACCAUCUUCACCCUCAACGUCUCCGCCCCUAACGUCAUCUCCACCACCGUCCAGGUUACCAUCAACUCCCGCAAUCCCAACUCCAGGAUCGGUGUUUACUACGACAAGCUCGACGCCUACGCCACCUACCACAACCAGCAAAUCACCUACUACACCGUUAUUCCGCCGGUUUAUCAGGGCCACAAGGACGUCAAUGUCUGGUCGCCGUUUAUCUACGGCAACAACGUCCCCGUGGCGCCGUACAACGGCCUAGCCCUCAGCCAGGACCAAUCCAACGGCGCCAUCAGGCUGACGGUCAAACUUGACGGCCGUGUUAAAUGGAAAGUGGGGUCCUUCAUCUCCGGCCGCUACCACCUCCACGUCUCCUGCCCCGCCUAUAUUCCGCUAGGAAAUAGCAAGAACACCGGAAUCGUCGUCGGCAACGCAGUUAAGUAUCAGCUUUCACAGAGUUGUAGUGUCAGUGUGUGAAAAAUAAAAAAAAUAAAAUAAGCAAACAAAGAAAUGAAGAGGGAGAUGAUGGAGUUAAUUAAAUUAAAUAUUAGGAUAAAAUUAAAAGUUAAAUCGGGAUUUAAUGAUCCUAUUUCAGUUGGUUUAUUCAGCUUUGGGCUUUUGUUUCGUGCGGGGCAGAUUACAUAUAUAGACUGAUCAAGAACUGUACAUUCGGCUCAAAAUAAGCUACACUAUCAUAAACUGCAAAAGCUGAGACAGCUUAAAGCAAACAUUUGUAUGUUGUACAAGAUUUGUGUAUGAAUGAUUAAGCUAAUUAGCUGUGGAUUAUUUCAGCAAUUCUGCAAUAAUUGUUGAUUUAUUA